ACAUUGCCUCUCCCAUUUCUCCCCUCCCGAUAGGUGAAGUUGUCCAAAAAGGGCCAGGCCAGGCCAGGAGGGCUCGCAAAUCCACCAGCCGUUGGAUCAACGGAGAGCGUAAACAAUUGAGAGGAAUACAGGCGUCGUUCUCUGGUGGUCUGGCUUUUCCAUGAUUUUCUUUCGUCCGUUGCUUUCGUGGAAUUGAAGAAGCAGUGAAAAAGCGACCAAUGGAGCUCCAAAUCAAGGUGGCGCAGGCCGUCCAUGUCCUCAAUCACGACUCGCAAUCCUGCAACCGCGUCGCUGCCAACCAAUGGCUGGUUCAGUUCCAGCAGACCGACGCCGCUUGGGAGGUCGCCACCUCUAUCCUCACCUCCUCCGAUCACCGCCACCACCAUCCCCAGCCUUUUCUCAACGAUUUCGAAGUCGAGUUCUUCGCCGCUCAGAUUCUCAAACGAAAGAUUCAGAAUGAAGGAUAUUAUUUGCAGUCAGGAGCUAAGGAGGCUCUGCUAAAUGCCCUUCUUGUGGGUGCUAAAAGAUUUAGUUCAGGCCCCCCACAGCUCUUGACACAAAUCUGUCUUGCACUCUCUUCUCUCACCCUUCAUGCCGUCGAGCACACUAAACCUAUUGAGCAACUUUUUUACAGUCUCCAGAAUCUGCAAAGCCAGGAAGAUGGCAAUAUUGCUGUUCUGGAGAUGCUAACUGUCCUGCCAGAGGUUAUUGAGGAUCAAAGUACUGAUUGUAAUAUAAAUUCAGCUUGCCGACGCGAGUAUGGCCGAGAGCUUCUUUCACGAACUCCUUUGGUUCUCGAGUUUCUACUACAGCAGUCUGAGAAAAGGAUUGAUGGUGGCAUUCAGCUGCAUGAGCGAAACAGGAAGAUAUUGCGUUGCUUACUGAGUUGGGUUAGAGCUCGUUGCUUCUCAGACAUUCCCCCCAGCUCAUUGUCAGCACAUCCACUUCUUGAUUUUGUGUUCAAAUCUUUGCAGGUUUCAUUGUCAUUUGAUCUGGCUAUUGAAGUUCUUGUUGAGCUUGUGAGUCGGCAUGAGGGGCUUCCACAGGUUGUGCUACAGAGAAUAGGAUAUCUUAAAGAUGCACUUCUCUUACCAGCUCUUACUAAUGGGGAUGAUAAAGUGGUUAGUGGUCUUGCAUGCUUGAUGUCAGAAGUUGGUCAAGCAGCACCAGCUCUGAUUGUAGAAGCAAGUUCUGAAGCACUUGUAUUGGCAGAUUCACUUCUGAGUUGUGUGGCAUAUCCAAGUGAAGAGUGGGAAAUAGCAGACUUGACUUUGCAGUUCUGGUCUACUCUUGCAAGUUAUAUUCUCGGUCUCGGUGGGGACAGUGGAAAAAAUAUGAAAAAUGCAGAAGACAUAUUCUUUUCUAUCUUCUCAGCAUUACUUGAUGCUCUUCUAUUGCGUGCUCAGGUGGAUGACUCUACCUUUAAUGAUGACACAGGGGAACUUGACCUUCCUGAUGGCCUUGUGCACUUCAGGAUGAACUUGGUGGAACUUUUGGUGGAUAUAUGUCAGCUUCUAAAAUCUGCUACAUUUAUACAAAAGAUAUUCUUUGGUGGUUGGAUAUCUUCAAAUGUACAAAUUCCUUGGAAGGAUGUGGAAAGUAAAAUGUUUGCUCUUAAUGUGGUUGCUGAAGUAGUACUGCAAGAAGGCCAAACCUUUGAUUUUUCUGUGAUAAUGCACUUGGUGACAAUUCUGUCUAGUAUGGCUUCUGAAGAAAUCAAAGGCUUCAUGUGCAUUGUAUAUAGAUCAGUUGCAGAUGUUGCUGGUUCCUUUUCCAAGUGGCUUUCUGCUUUUCAGGCUAAUACCAGUUCCUUAUUAUUAUUUCUAGGAGCUGGGAUUUCAAAACCUUUGUCUUCCAAUGCUUGUGCUACUGCUUUGCGUAAAUUUUGUGAAGAUGCUUCUGCAGCGAUGUAUGAACCCUCGAAUUUGGAAAUUUUAAUAUGGAUAGGGGAGGGUUUGGAAAAGAGGCACCUAGCUGUGGAAGAUGAGGAGGAAGUUGUGAGCGCAAUUACUCUAAUUGUUGGUGUUGUUCCUAACAAGGAGAUAAGAAACAGCUUGUUGGCUAGAAUGCUUUCUCCAAGUUAUGAAGCUAUAGGGAAACUUAUCGAUGAUGCUCAUGAGCAUUCUUUGAGACAGAAUCCUGCUACUUAUACGCAAAUAAUUAAUUCUGCAGCAAGAGGGUUGUACAGGAUUGGAAUUAUAUUUAGUCAUCUGGCAACACCUCUGCCAACCAGUCCUACCACAGAUGAUCCAAUCUUUGCAGUGCUGGGAGUUUUCUGGCCAAUGCUUGAAAAACUCUUUAUGUCAGAACACAUGGAAAGUGGAAGUUUGUCCAAUGCAGCUUGCAGGGCUCUUUCACAAGCAAUUCAUUCCUCUGGUCAACACUUCCUAACAUUAUUGCCAAAAGUAUUAGAUUGUCUCUCAUCAAAAUUUGUGUCAUUCCAAGGUCAUGAUUGCUACAUUAGAACAGCUUCUAUUGUCCUUGAAGAAUUUGGAACUAAGGAGGAAUAUGGACCUCUAUUCAUCAGUACUUUUGAAAGAUUUACAUAUGCAGCAUCGAUAAUGGCUCUUAAUUCUUCAUAUAUAUGUGACCAAGAACCUGAUCUGGUGGAGGCUUACACUAAUUUUUCUUCUGCUUUUGUUCGUUGCUGUCCCAAGGAAGCACUAGCUGCAUCUGGUUCUCUUCUUGAAGUAUCCUUUCAGAAGGCAGCUAUAUGCUGUACGGCCAUGCACCGAGGAGCUGCACUGGCAGCAAUGUCGUAUAUGUCCUGUUUCUUGGAGGUUGGCCUCGUAUCAUUGUUGGAAUCCAUGACUAGCAUCUCUGAAGGAUCAUAUGAGGCCGUCACAAUUCAGAUCAUAUCUCAUAGUGGUGAGGGACUUGUAUCAAAUGUGGUGUAUGCUUUACUUGGUGUUUCAGCAAUGUCCAGGGUUCACAAGUCUGCCACAAUUUUGCAACAAGUGGCUGCAAUAUGCAGUCUAGCUGAGAGAACAACAUGGAAGGGUAUUCUCUGCUGGGAGUCUCUGCAUGGGUGGCUACGCUCUGCGCAGGUACAGACGUUACCGAUUGAGUACCUGAAACAGGGGGAGGCAGAAUCUUUAGUACCAGUUUGGAUGAAAGCACUUGGCAGUGCAGCCAUUGAUUAUGUCGAGAGCAGGAGCUGUGAUGCAGUAAAGGACAAUCACGGGCAUAUGCAAGGCAAAGGAGGAAGAGUUCUCAAGCGUUUAGUCCGAGAAUUUGCGGAUGGUCACCGCAGUGUCCCAAACCUGACUUGAUUGAUAUAAUAUGCUGCUCUAUGCUCUCGUCGCCGCUGCUUAGGGGGCACCUGAAACAGUUGUAAAUCAAUCGCAUCUUCUCUCAAGUCUAGUCAAUUGGUGGAGGACCAGUUAACAACCACCCCUCUCAAAAGAAGAAAGGAAAGGAAAAGAAAAGGAAAGGAAAGAAAAAGAAAAGAAUUUGAUAAUCCUUAGUAGCAUAUUUGGCCUUUAAUGUACAGUAUGAGUAUCCCCAAUUUUGCCGAGCCUCUAAAAUUGUAAGGUUUUUUUUUUUUUGUCUUUAAUUUUCUGGCUCAUAUUUUUGCCCGUGUAAGAGCUUUACAGACAAUAAUUGAACAAAGCAAAUUUAGUCUCUUGAGAUUUAAUA
This is a messenger RNA of Diospyros lotus (date-plum), 3639 nucleotides long. RefSeq names its product transportin MOS14. Bases 219 to 3272 code for a protein of 1017 amino acids. Gene Ontology annotation, cellular component: cytoplasm; nuclear membrane. NCBI's taxonomy places the organism in Eukaryota, Viridiplantae, Streptophyta, Magnoliopsida, Ericales, Ebenaceae. Gene Ontology annotation, biological process: protein import into nucleus. The transcript has 24 exons. The record is from RefSeq and is a predicted model, not a curated record.